Messenger RNA from Calliphora vicina (urban bluebottle blowfly), 957 nucleotides. RefSeq lists its product as uncharacterized. The coding region runs from base 15 to 812 and encodes 265 amino acids. The record is from RefSeq and is a predicted model, not a curated record. The transcript is spliced from 3 exons. Lineage: Eukaryota; Metazoa; Arthropoda; Insecta; Diptera; Calliphoridae.
ACAAAAAAUAACAAAUGAGUAACAAAAAUUUAAUUCAUGUGGAUAUAACUGAAAAAAUUAUAACAGAAGUUAGUAAAUAUGAAUGUCUAUAUAAUAAAGAUUCUGAAUCCUUUACAAACUAUCAGUAUAAGGAAACCAUCUGGAGUAAAAUUGGAAAAGAUAUUGGUAUACCAGCUAUAGAAGUAAAAAAAAAGUUCAAAAACAUACGUGACGCGUACAAAAAGUACAAAAAAAUGGUAAUGUCACCAGGAAAUGAUACAAUUUUACGCAGACCCUAUAAAUACGCCGCACAAUUACAAUUUUUAGAAGACCCCAACGCGGAUAUGACAGCGUGUCAUAUAUCAGAAAGUUCAUUAGAUAAAACUACUGACUCAUUUAGCGAAACAGAUGUUUCGUUUUCGAAGAAAAGAAAAUUAGAACACAACGACAAUUCAUGGCGGGAUCCAAUUGAUGAGCCAAGUUCAUCUUUUGUAAUCAUACCAAAUAAUACCACUAAAAAUGAUCUUUCUCAGGACUAUUGGACGACAAAUCCGGAACAACCGGAGCCUCACUCGGACAAUGAUUGUCAAUCCAGCGACAGUUGUAGUCCGGGGGAAAAAACUAUCGACAACAGUGAAACGAUUACAACAACAAAUAAAACUAAGUCCAGAAGAAAAAGAAAAGGCAAAACAAACUGUACAAUGCAAUUAUUUCAGUGUUUGGCUAAUAAAAUAAGUGAUAGCAAUUUAACAGUGGAGCAAAAAAAUCAUAUAGAAAUUUCAGUUUGUAGGCUGGUAUAUUCGAAAAUAAUUGAAUAUACUACCAUCGAUUAAACUUCUAACGACUUAUUCAUAGUCGAAUUUUAAAUUUAUCAAAUUUUUUUUUAUAAACCUUUUAUAAACUUAAAAAUUGACUAAGAAUUUGGGGUUUAUUUUUUAAUUUUCUCUACUACAUAUUACUAUAAUUUCAUACUACUAC